UCUAUACAUAUAUGCCCCUGAAUCAUUUUGCUCUAUCUUUUUUCUCUCUCUUUUUAGACUCUAUUCAGCUGCAACCUCUACAGAUAACUUCUCAUGCAAAUUAUUUCCCAAACAUCACUUGUGCUUUGACCAAAUCGGUGAUCAUGAAGAUCUUUUAAGGUGAAUUUCACUGUGUUGACUCAGGCCAAAAGGUUCUUUUUCUGGGAGGCGUUGCCGAAAGUUGGAAUACAUGGGAUUCAGAAAGUGAUGAUUUUUAUGUUAAAGAAUUGACCCAGAUUUGAAUCUAAAGAUGGGCUGCGAGUGUUCAAAACUCACCUCAUGUUGUUUUAUGUCGGAGCAAAAUGGACCAGUUCACGAGGCACACAAAGCUGAAAAUGAGGAAAGAGGUGAAGUUAGUGAUUUGCUUACAUUUCGUGAAUACUCCAUUGAACAACUGAGGGUAGCUACAUCUGGGUUUGCAGUAGAGAACAUUGUUUCAGAGCAUGGGGAGAAAGCCCCUAAUGUUGUUUAUAAGGGAAAGCUGGAGAAUCAGAUGCGGGUUGCUGUCAAACGAUUUAACAGGUCGGCUUGGCCCGAUUCCCGGCAGUUCUUAGAUGAAGCACGAGCUGUUGGCCAACUUCGGAGUCACAAUUUGGCAAAUUUGAUUGGCUGCUGCUGUGAAGGAGACGAGAGGUUGCUUAUUGCAGAAUUCAUGCUCAACAAGACACUUGCAAAACAUCUAUUUCACUGGGAGACACAACCUAUGAAGUGGGCAAUGCGGUUAAGGGUGGCUUUAUAUAUUGCACAAGCCCUGGAAUAUUGUACAAGCAAAGGACGUGCACUUUAUCAUGAUCUUAAUGCUUACAGAAUAGUCUUUGAUGAUGAUGGUAAUCCCAGAUUGUCAUGCUUUGGUUUGAUGAAAAACAGUAGAGACGGCAAAAGCUACAGCACUAACUUGGCAUUUACUCCACCGGAGUACCUAAGGACUGGAAGAGUUAGUCCAGAAAGUGUGACGUACAGCUUUGGCACUCUUCUGCUUGACCUUCUCAGUGGAAAACACAUUCCUCCAAGCCACGCCCUUGAUUUGAUAAAGGAUCGGAACCUUCAGAUGCUAACUGAUUCUUGCUUGGAAGGUCAAUUUUCGAAUGAUGAUGGAACUGAGUUAGUACGUCUAGCGUCAAGGUGUUUGCAAUAUGAACCUCGUGAGAGACCAAAUCCAAAAUCAUUAGUUGCUGCUUUAAUUCCUCUUCAGAAGGAAAAUGAGGUUCCUUCCCAUGUAUUGAUGGGCAUUCCUCAUGGUAGUGAGGUUAUGUCUCUAUCUGCACUUGGUGAAGCAUGCUUUAGGAUGGAUUUGACUGCCAUGCAUGAGAUUUUAGAAAAACUUGGGUACAAAGAUGACGAGGGAGCGGCAACAGAGCUUUCAUUCCAGAUGUGGACAAAUCAAAUGCAGGAAACUUUGAACUCCAAGAAAAAGGGUGACGUAGCUUUCCGGCAUAAAGAAUUUGGGGGUGCGAUUGAUUGUUACACGCGGUUUAUUGACGUUGGUACAAUGGUCUCCCCAACUGUUUUUGCACGCCGUAGUUUGUCGUACCUCAUGAGCGAUAAUGCGCAAGAAGCUCUCAAUGAUGCAGUGCAAGCACAAGUCAUUUCUCCUGUUUGGCAUAUAGCGUCUUACUUGCAAGCUGCGUCUCUUUUUGCCUUAGGGAAGGAGAACGAGGCGCAAAUUGCGCUUAGAGAGGGUGCGAUACUUGAAGAAAAGAGGACUGCAGCUUCUUGAUAUUGAAGAACUUCGUUUGGCUACUGCUGGAUACAGCCAUAAAGCACAAGCUUUUCUUGGUUGAUUAAUGACUCCGAAACUCUAUGAGGAGCGACGUACAUACAUUCUGUUGUCCUCGGAAUGAUGCGUAAUAGUUUUGUUUUCUUGAAGGAUUCUUUUUGCAGCAUAAGUUGGGGGAGGACAGUGACACCUUUUUCAAUAGCACAAUCCAAGGAAUACUUUGAGAGGCAUUGGAAGGGGUUUAUAUAUUGAUAAAGGAUUGAGUUUCAAAGUGGAUGAAGAGAUUUGAUAUUGUAAUUUAUGUACAGUGAUGUUAUGUGGCUUGCUCCCAACAUCUGUGAUUGGCUGUCUCUGUCAUUUCUAUUUUGUGGGUUAGGAAGUUGUUUAGAAUUGGUUCGAGUCUCUGAAAUUCAUUAUUUUAUAUUGGAUUAAGCUUGAGCAUUUUGAGAA
This is a messenger RNA of Olea europaea var. sylvestris, 2206 nucleotides long. Its product is annotated as probable serine/threonine-protein kinase At5g41260. Gene Ontology annotation, molecular function: ATP binding; protein kinase activity; protein binding. The transcript is spliced from 12 exons. NCBI's taxonomy places the organism in Eukaryota, Viridiplantae, Streptophyta, Magnoliopsida, Lamiales, Oleaceae. Bases 290 to 1756 code for a protein of 488 amino acids. The record is from RefSeq and is a predicted model, not a curated record. Gene Ontology annotation, biological process: protein phosphorylation; brassinosteroid mediated signaling pathway.